Molecule: messenger RNA, 2872 nt
Organism: Oreochromis niloticus (Nile tilapia)
Lineage: Eukaryota; Metazoa; Chordata; Actinopteri; Cichliformes; Cichlidae
Product: macrophage receptor MARCO
Exons: 12
Coding region: 597-1529 (310 amino acids)
Biological process (GO): extracellular matrix organization
Molecular function (GO): extracellular matrix structural constituent conferring tensile strength
Source: RefSeq, a predicted model, not a curated record
AAAACGUCCAGAUGAACAGAAUCAACGUUUUGGGAUCGGUACCAGUACAUUUCUUUUCCAUUCCUCGGGCAUCUUCUCUUUCUCCAAGAUUGUGGUGAACAGUCUGGUUAAAACGCCCACAAAAGGUCUGCUGCCCUCUCUCCUAGAAAUCUGCCAACCACCUUUCCAUUCUUCAUUCUCUUCAUAGCUGCCCACACUUGUGCAGGGCAUUAGCAAGGAUGAAGUGUGGGCUGCUUUGAAGAGAAUAAAGAGUGGAAAGGUGGUUGGUGACUGCACAUGCAGCAGCAUGACUGCUGUGCAGGCAGUAGUGCAAGUCAGACAGUGAAAUAUACAAAUCAAGAAUCAAUGCCCCACAAUAUUUAAUGCCUUAGCCACAGAGCCUUGAUCAUAGGAUCUCUCUGGAUAACAUGAUGUCAUGGAUGGUACGUAAAAUCACAAACACAAGAUGUAAUUUGUAUUUAGAAAGUGUUCAUGACCUUCUUUGUUAAGAUUUUCACUUCACAUACUGCCUAAAACCUUCACUAUGUCAUGACUAUAGAUCGGAUUGAUCUCAGUGCCCUCCUUUCCCAGAAUACACAGGGAACACAGUAAUUAACAUGAUUUUUGUACUGUCUGCCUGUGCAGGAUUCCCAUCCAGUAGAGGUAGCAGGUGGUCAGUUUCAAAAUGUGAAGUCUUCAUCCCUCCUCCUCUUCCACCACCUAUGUUUCCUCCAAUCAAAUGGAAAGCAGAGUUAAUGGUUGACAUAACAGAACACAUCACAGGACCUAAAGGAGAAAAAGGCUGCAGGGGAGCCAAAGGACCGAAGGGUCAGCUUGGUGUGUUAGGUCCAGAGGGAGAAGGUGGAAUGCAAGGAGCCAUGGGACAGCCAGGUCAAAAGGGAGAGAAGGGAGACAGAGGCUGGAGGGGCCUGUAUGGAGACAUAGGAACUCCUGGGAUGAUGAAGGGCAAUAAGGGGCAAAGGGGAUUCAGUGGUGAUAAAGGUGUCAAAGGAAAAACAGGCCUGAAGGGAGAGAAGGGGGAGCGCGGCAUCCCUGGAAACCCAGGACAGAAGGGAGACCCAGGCCAAUGGGGCGCUGCAGGGAAGAGGGGGGAGGAGGGAUCCAGAGGAAAGCCUGGAGACAGGGGGAGCAUGGGGCCAAAGGGAUCUCGUGGGCCCAAAGGGCUUCGAGGUCAUCUUGGUCAUGCAGGGCGUCAUGGUCAGACUGGAGAACCUGGACUUCCUGGACAAGUGUAUAUCCUACCAGGCAUGGAGGGAGAAACAGGAAACCCAGGUCCUCCAGCCACAUGCAACUGUUCACAGGUUCAGACCCCACAACGAUUGGUGGACAGAGUGCACACGGUGUUUGUUGCGGAUGGAGAGAAAGUGAUGAGAAGGCUGCGCGUCGAGAAUGUGAUGGUGCUUCGCACGGACAGAAAGGCUCUGUACAUCUACACUGAGUCUCAGUGGAUCAACGUAUUGGUAACACACUGCAACAAUAGAAUGGAAACACAAGAUCCAACACACAAUACACAACUGUCUGAUGUUUAAUCAUUGGUGAACUCAUAAAGGCAGUGAAGUCUCUGUGUUGCUCUCUCUCCACACAAACACACGAUUUGAGCAUUUCUUCUUAUAAUUCCACAUACUGAAGCUUUAAAUUAUUAUUGAUUAUGAUAAUGAUUAUUCAUUUUUUUAUUGUGGCAACAAGCACAAAUCAGUGUAGCCCAUAUAUCAACAGCUAUGCAGCUAGAAGUGGGGGUCAAUCACAGUGUCUUCUUUUCUGUGUGUUUUCAUCCCUGCGUGGAGCAGCAGGAUCCCCGACACUGAUGGCAUACUGAAGCUGAACAAGACCUCCAACCUCAGCUGUCCAUUAGCAGUGAGAUCUGUGGAAGUGUCUGACCAGCUCCUCUAACAUUUACAAGCAUUUCCUUGGAUUUAUGUGACCACUCUAAUAUGACCCAUAAACAUCCUUUUGUGAAAACUCGAGCUGAAUGUUUUCACCACCACCAUGUUGGUGUUGUGCCAUGAUGAGCGAGGGAAGGAUCAUCAGCGUUGUCUAAUUGUCCAUCACAGACUGUUGGUCACUGAACAUCCUCCGGAUCACCCCUGCAGCAUUUCUAACUUUAGUAAUCACCAUCAUUUACAAAAUUUACAUGUUAUAUUUAAAAAGAUCCGACUCUGACAACUGAAAGCAUAACGUCAUCAGGACUCUACUGUGUGACUCUACUGAGGACACAGAGUAAGGGAGGAGGCUCAUUUCCUCACAGACACAAACAGAAGUCACUUAAAAUAAUGUUCCUAUAUCGUUGACCUUUUCAGACCCCGAAGCUAUGCCUGUCUUUUGUCUCAACUGAUGAUUUAUGCAUGCAUCAUUUAAAAGCACCUAAACAAGUCUUCAUCAUAACACACCAAAAUGAAGUGUUUCUUUCUCGUGAUGCUGCAGUGAUCCACCUCCUACAAAGAGUUCAAUAAAACAAAUACUCUGUCUUACUUUGAUGUGACCAUGCUUGUUUGUUUGUUGUGAUUAACAACCUGCUCUGCCACCUGAGCUGCAGCCACACCUAAACGAGGAUACAUAGCCUUCCAAUUUUCAAAACAGUUGUGAUUGUCACAUUGAGGUAGAGAUUUGUAAAACUAACCUGGUUACACCAUCUUAAAAAGCAAACAUCCAUAUAACUGCAAAACAUGGAAAUAGUUUCUUUUGCUUGCCUCUCUUCAGCUUUCUUUGCUGGCUUUAAAUGGACUACAUUCACACAGUGUUUCUGUCAGUAACAUGACUGAGCAUAAAGAGUUUCUCAGAGAGAAAGAUGGGCAGAGGUUCACCAAGUUGCAAAAAACUGUGUCUGCAUCAUCAAACACCCGGCAACAGCUCCCCUCAGUUCUCAGAUAUUAAA